Molecule: messenger RNA, 1951 nt
Organism: Vitis riparia (riverbank grape)
Lineage: Eukaryota; Viridiplantae; Streptophyta; Magnoliopsida; Vitales; Vitaceae
Product: protein DETOXIFICATION 42-like
Exons: 14
Coding region: 243-1766 (507 amino acids)
Biological process (GO): transmembrane transport
Cellular component (GO): membrane
Molecular function (GO): xenobiotic transmembrane transporter activity; antiporter activity
Source: RefSeq, a predicted model, not a curated record
UUCUGAGAAGAUAAUGUACCAUGAAUUUGCCUCAAUUGCAUGAGUUUUUUUUUUUAUAGUUUUUGUUGCCUAUGCUUCUGGGUUAUACACAACUGAGGGAGGUUUAUGCAGGGUUUUGGUCAACAGAUAGGGAUUCUCUCUGGUGGCCUGAACACUUCUCUUUGUAGCAUUUUGUUACCAAGUUUCUGAUGAUGCAAGCGGUGGAAUAUGGUUUGUGAAUAUUUGAAAUUUUACUCUGUUUCAUGUGGAAUGCUGUUUUCCAUCCGUGGAAGAAUAUGGGCAAGGUGCCUCUCUCUGUGAUCUUCAGGGACACAAGGAAUGUUUUUAAGAAGGAUGAGCUCGGUCUUGAGAUAGCACAGAUUGCAUUCCCGGCAGCAUUGGCUUUAACAGCAGACCCUAUUGCUUCUCUAAUUGACACAGCAUUCAUCGGUCAUAUAGGUGCCGUGGAGCUGGCUGCUGUAGGAGUCUCCAUUGCUGUGUUUAAUCAAGUAUCGAGAAUUGCCAUUUUCCCCCUUGUCAGUAUUACAACUUCUUUUGUUGCGGAGGAAGAUACUGUUGGAAGACGGACAAAUGAAAAUUUGGAAAAGGGUUUAGCUAUAGACAAUGAAAUGGAAGAGUUGAUACCGCAUAUUGAUUCUAUGCACAAUUCACCGUCCAGAACUGUAAAUAAUACAAAAUACAUGGAAUUUGAGCAUGAGAGAAGGCAUAUAUCAUCAGCUUCAUCAGCAUUAGUGAUUGGUGGUGUGCUUGGCCUCAUCCAAGCUCUGUUCCUUAUUUUUAGUGCAAAAUCGAUUCUCAACUUCAUGGGUGUAAUUUCUGGUUCUCCAAUGCUAGCACCAGCAAUGCAGUACUUGACAUUGAGGUCACUUGGAGCUCCUGCUGUUCUUCUCUCUUUGGCCAUGCAAGGGGUGUUUCGAGGAUUUAAAGAUACAAAAACUCCUCUAUAUGCUACCAUACUGGGAGAUGUGGCGAACAUCAUUUUAGAUCCGAUCUUGAUGUUUGUAUUUCACUUAGGUGUUAGUGGUGCAGCCAUUGCCCAUGUAAUUUCUCAGUACCUAAUCUCAGUGAUACUCUUGUGGCGAUUGAUGAGAAAAGUUGAUCUCCUGCCUCCAAGCAUCAAAGAUCUACAACUUGGUCGCUUUCUUAGAAAUGGAUCCCUGCUAUUAGUGAGGGUAAUAGCUGUGACAUUCUGUGUGACACUGGCCGCAUCUUUGGCUGCCAGGCUGGGAUCAACCUCCAUGGCUGCAUUCCAGGUUUGUUUGCAGAUCUGGCUGGCAACCUCUUUGCUUGCUGAUGGGUUGGCUGUCGCUGGACAAGCAAUCCUUGCAAGUGCAUUUGCCAAAAAGGAUUAUGACAAGGCAACUGCUACUGCUUCUCGUGUACUGCAGUUGGGUUUGGUUUUGGGCUUGGUGCUUUCUGUCUUCCUUCUAGUUGUGUUACAGUAUGCAUCAAGAGUAUUUACCAAAGACGUCAAUGUUUUGCAGCUAAUGAAUCUAGGCAUUCCGUUUGUUGCUGUGACUCAACCCAUCAAUGCUUUAGCUUUUGUAUUUGAUGGAGUCAACUUUGGAGCUUCCGAUUUUGCAUAUUCUGCCUGCUCUAUGGUUUUGGUAGCAUUAGUGAGCAUUCUGUGCUUGUUUAUUCUAUCCUCAAGUCUCGGUUUCAUCGGUAUUUGGAUUGCUCUAUCCAUCUACAUGAGUUUGCGCACAAUGUCCGGCUUUUGGAGGAUAUGGACUGGCUCCGGACCUUGGAGCUUCCUCAGGGCCUGAGAGCUUGAUUACAGAUUUCUCUAUUUUCUUGACGCUUUAUUUAACCAUGUCACACUUCAUAUUUUACUAUUCUUUUAAUUUGAUGAUGAUGUAAUGAGCUAAAACAGACUUCUCAUUGAUGAUUUGCUUUUGUAAUAAUACACAACUUAUUAAGGGCCUGUUUGUUAUAGCGUUUGACUUCUGCA